This is a messenger RNA of Macrosiphum euphorbiae (potato aphid), 1002 nucleotides long. The record is from the annotation of a GenBank genome assembly. Lineage: Eukaryota; Metazoa; Arthropoda; Insecta; Hemiptera; Aphididae.
AUGAGUUAUCCAAAUAAAGUUAUUCAUAGUGGAUAUUUUAACGACACUAUUAGGCAAUGGCAGUGUCUAAAUACUCAAAUUACUCCAAUAAAUUUAAUGUAUCCAAUUUUCAUUUUAGAUGAAAAGGAUGUAAGAGAAGAAAUAAAAUCAAUGCCAGGAAUCUAUCGACAAGGGUUAAACCAUGUCAAAGCCAUGUUGGAUCCAGUUGUUGAGUCAGGGCUUAAAUCCAUCUUAAUUUUUGGUGUGAUCAAUAAGUUAUCAAAAGAUCAAUAUGGAACACAUGCCGAUUCUCUUGAAAAUCCAGUUAUUCAAGCUUUACCAUUGUUAAAGAAAUGGUACCCAAAUCUUGUGAUAGCUUGUGAUGUAUGUUUAUGUCCAUACACGUCUGAUGGACAUUGUGGGAUCGUUGAAAACCAGCAAAUAGACAAUUUAAAAAGCAUUAACAGGAUAGGAGAAAUAGCAUUAACAUAUGCUCUUGCUGGUGCAGAUAUUGUCGCUCCAUCUUGUAUGAUGGAUGGACAUGUAACAGCUAUUAAACAAAGUUUAAUGGAAAAGAAUUUGUUGAGUCGUGUUAGUGUUUUAUCAUAUUCUGCAAAAUUUUGUUCUGUAUUUUAUGGACCAUUCAGAGAUGCUGCAAAUUGUGCACCAAGUUUUAGUAAUCGCUCAUCAUAUCAAAUUCCUGUAGGAAGUUCAAGUAUUGCAGAAAGAGUGGUGGAUAGAGAUAUCUCUGAAUCUUGUGAUAUGACUAUGGUAAAACCUGGUAUGAUGUACUUAGACAUAGUAAGAAAAGUUAAGGAUAAACAUCCAAAUAUACCAAUAUUUAUUUAUCAGGUGUCUGGAGAAUAUUCAAUGUUAUAUUAUGCUGCACAAGCAGGUGUAGUACAAUUAAAAGAGGGUUUACUUGAAAUUUUAAGAAGUAUGCGACGAGCCGGUGGUGAUGUAAUCGUGACUUACUAUACUCCAGAAAUUUUAAAAUGGUUAAAAGAUGUACCAAUAUUAUAA